Messenger RNA from Aethalodelphis obliquidens (Pacific white-sided dolphin), 4010 nucleotides. It is a transcript of the gene RPS6KL1, whose product is annotated as ribosomal protein S6 kinase like 1. The coding region runs from base 1045 to 2547 and encodes 500 amino acids. Gene Ontology annotation, biological process: protein phosphorylation. NCBI's taxonomy places the organism in Eukaryota, Metazoa, Chordata, Mammalia, Artiodactyla, Delphinidae. The transcript is spliced from 12 exons. Gene Ontology annotation, molecular function: ATP binding; protein kinase activity. The record is from RefSeq and is a predicted model, not a curated record.
GGGCGCUGAUUGGUGGUUUAUUCUAACGGAUAGAGGAUGAGCUCAUCUGCAACCAAUGACCGAGCUGCAUCCGGCCAGACCCCUGCACCUGGGUGGAGGGCUGAAAGCAGCCGCCCACGGUGCAAGGUCCCCCGCGGGGGCGAAGGGGCAGUGGCGGCCGGGCUGGGUCUGGCCACGCGGACCGAGCUCCUGGCUCGGGCAGAGGCAGAAAUGACCUGGAGUUGGCAAUUUGGGCCCUGCUCCUUCCCAGUGGGGCCUGAGGGAGCGAAGGUGCAGAGGCUGCAGUGAGGGGCAAAGGCAGCUCUGCUGGCCUCUCUCUGAGCCCUUUCCUUUCCUGAAGACACUGCGCUUAUCCCUUUGGCCACUUGUAUCGCACACUGCUCAGGGAGGAGCUGCUGUUCGGUCCUUGGAGGCCACGUGGCCUCCUGACCUUCUCAGAGACAGAGCCAGGAGGCCAGAGGCAUCCCCUCCCUAGGGCUGCUUGGGCUCUGACCUCAUUCCUCUAACUCCACCCAGAGUGGCACUGAAUCUGCCACUCAGUCAUCUCAUUUGCCCACAGACUUUAAGGCCAAGCCCUGUGCCCGGCUCUCUGCCUGGCUUCUUGGGGGUCCUCACUCCCUGGCCACACUGACCUCAGGACCUAGGGAAAUGAACUAAAGUAGGGGCAAUCCAUUCUGUUCGAGGAGGUACCAUGGAGCCGAACCUUGAAGGAUAAAUGAGAUUCCCAUGGGAGGACCAGGACGGGGAGAACAGGCAGGAUGGAGGGAACAGUAUAAGGAAUGGCCUUUGGGCCCCGCGCCCUGGCUUCAGCCUCAGAGUGUGUGACCUCCAUGUUUAAUGUGUAUAGAGGCCCUUUGCAGGCAUAUCCUCAGCUCUCUCCAGUGCUCAACACAUAGUCCCUGCUCCAGGGCAGCCAUGAGCCUGGUGGCCCGUGAGUGUCCCCCUGGCCCUGGCCUGGACCCCGAGCCCUGCUCAUGAGUGCGGUCCCAGGCCCUAGUGUACCGGGAGCAGAUUUGCAAGCGGGUCACUCCAGGGGCAUCUGACAUGACCAAGCGCGACUACCUUGUGGAUGCAGCCACACAGAUCCGGCUGGCCCUGGAGCGUGAUGUCAGUGAGGAGUAUGAGGCAGCCUUCAGCCACUACCAGAAUGGUGUGGACGUUCUGCUCCGAGGCGUAAACGUCGACCCCAACAAGGAGAGAUGUGAGGCUGUAAAGCUGAAAAUUACCAAGUACCUGCGGCGGGCGGAGGAGAUCUUUAAUUGCCACCUGCAGAGGACGCUGGGCAGUGGAGCCAGCCCUGGCACGGGUUUCAGCAGCCUGAGGCUGCGGCCCAUCCGCACACUGAGCUCUGCCCUAGAGCAGCUGAGGGGCUGCAAGGUGGUUGCCGUCCUCGAGAAGGUGCAGCUGGUCCAGGACCCAGCGACUGGAGGGACCUUCGUGGUGAAGAGCCUGUCCAGGUGCCACGCGGUGAGCCGGGAGCGGCUGACCAUCAUCCCACACGGCGUCCCCUACAUGACCAAGCUGCUGCGGUAUUUUGUGAGCGAGGACUCCAUCUUCCUGCACCUGGAGCAUGUGCAAGGAGGCACUCUGUGGUCCCACCUGCUCUCCCAGCCGUGCCUCCAACAGUCUGGGACUAGGUCUGGCUCCAGCCUGGAGAGGAUGAAGGCUCAGCUCGACUCCCGACUCAGCCUCCAGACCCCAGCUCGCUUCCCACCUGGCCACACCUGCCUGCAGGACGGAAUCCCCCUGGAGCCUCCCCGGACUUCUCAGAGCCUUACCCCGGCCGGGGGGGCUGCAGCCAUCAGACCCCAGAGAGAGGCUGAAGGUGAACUCUCAGCCGGGACCGGCCCUUCCUGCUCCUGGGACCUUCCAAAGGCCCCAGGUGGCCACCUGCACCACCAAGCCAGGCGGGGGCCUGGCCAGAGCUCUGAUCCGGGGCCCCCUUGCGGGCUCCCUUGGGUUCGUGCAGGGGCCGGCCGGGUGCUGGGGGGCUGUGGCCGAGGCAGAGGUCGGAGCCGCCCCUCAACCGGUGGAGCCGCCUGGAGUGUGAGGGAGGAGCAGGUGAGGCAGUGGGCAGCCGAGAUGCUGGUGGCCCUGGAGGCGCUGCACGAGCAGGGGGUGCUGUGCCGGGACCUCAAUCCCCGGAACCUGCUCCUGGACCAGGCAGGCCACAUCCGGCUCACGUAUUUCGGCCAGUGGUCAGAGGUGGAGCCCCAGUGCUGCAGGGAGGCUUUGGACAAACUCUACAGCGCCCCAGAGGUGGGUGGAAUUUCUGAGCUGACCGAAGCCUGCGACUGGUGGAGCUUUGGGUCUCUGCUGUAUGAACUGCUGACGGGAACGGCGCUGUCCCAGAGCCACCCCUCAGGAAUCCAACCCCACACCCAGCUCCAGCUGCCCGAGUGGCUCAGUCGCCCUGCAGCCUCCCUGCUGACUGAGCUGCUGAAGUUUGAGCCCGCCGGGCGCCUGGGCGCUGGAGGAGGCGGUGUCAACAAACUCAAGUCCCACCCCUUUUUCAGCACCAUCCAGUGGAGCAAACUGGUGGGGUAACCGGAGGGGGUGGAGUAGGCAGUGGAAGCAGCUGGACUGGUCUGGAUCUCCUCUCUUCUCUUUGCCUGCCACCCAGAGCUGGCCAUUCUAAUCAGCGGCCCUCGGGCAAAGAAUGAAAGGCAGCUUGCCUUUCCUGGUCGGGCCCCUCCCUUGGGCCUCAGAAGUCUCUUCACUGACCAGGAAGGGCCUACGGAGUCCCCCAGCCACGUCCUGGAGAAACCCUUCCUAGAUGGUGCUGAGCGGGAGGGAGAGAGAGAUCUCAGCCUGUUAGGCAGCUUGAACCCCUCCACCCAUCAGUCAACAGUCACCUGCUGAGUGCACACCCUGGACUUGAACUUGGACCUACCAUGUUAAAAGGUGCCUUCCUUUGCAUUAGCUCUGAGCUACUGACCACCUGCUGAGCCGUGAAAUUUUGUGACUCAUUAUCUGCCAUGUGCCCCACUCGGGAUGUCUCUGGAGACUCACCUCAGGAUACUAGUCCACCGGCUUAGUGGUCCCAAACCAGGGCUGCCCUGGCUGGUCAUCUUAACCAUGCAACUAGUGGGCCUCUUCCACCAGAGGCUACUUUUGCAGGGGGUCGGGAGGCUGGGGAAGCAGGGAAGAAGUCUGUAGUGGGCAUGGGGUGGGGUGAGGGAAUGGGACAGGACAACUCAUUCCCCCCUCCUGACCAUGCCCCUUAUCUUGUGAUUACAGACUUUGGAGAGCAAAAGGAAAGGAGGGGAGGAAAAUAAGGAUAAAGAGGAAUGGGGGGAGAGAGGAAGGCACAGCUCUGCCACUUAGAGAAAUUUUGGAAACAAAGAGCUCCCUUCCCCGGCUAGCCCACCCAUGUGGAGAGAAAGGAAAACCUGCCCCACGGGUCUGAGGGGAGACCGCCAUUCAGUCUCCAGGCUGAAGCCACUUGAAGAAAAGUUGUACCCACUAGGACUCCCUUCUCGGACGUUCGUCCUGUUUACCAUUUUGCAUUUUAGUCUUGAGGGUCCACUCAAUCCACUGCCCACUGUGACUUCAUAUCCUUUUGAAAUGAAACCACAAAACACAUGGAAUGAUUGCCCAAGCUUUUAGCCAGAAGCAAAAUGUUUCUGGUCUCGGAAGAACUGGGGUAAGUAGUUAUCCCCAAAGACAACUCCCUCCCCAGAUUCGGGGGCCUUCUUCCUCUCAGGACUCACCCUGUCACUGGGGUGUGGCAUCUAAGACAAACUUCCACAGAUCUCCACCAACUCCUCCCCGCCUGCGUCUCCGGCACCACCAGGUGGCGCCUCUGACACCACCCUCCAGUCUGGCUGUGAAGGCCCAGCUCUAAAUCUGGGGCUGGGGACCUGUUAUGGGCAUGGCGCGAAGCUCCUCAGGCCCUCUGGACGCGUCUGGGGGACGUGAGAGGUGCAGCCUUUGGAAGGUCCUGGCUCUCCCUGGGGCUUGCCCACGGCCCUCCACCCCGACUCCAAUAAAGCCUGCUGUUGCCUCUG